AUGAGUAUCCAAAUUGAGCCCUCUGAGUUGGGCUUCAAGCGCCCCUUCAAUCAUGAGGUGUGCCAGGUCCUUCGCCUGAGCAACUCGAACCAAGAAGCCGUUGUUUUCAAGGUCAAAACCACCGCUCCCAAGCACUACUGUGUGCGCCCUAAUUCCGGUCACAUCAACCCAGGCCAGACUGUUGAAGUUCAGGUACUGCUCCAGGCUUUGAAGGAGGAGCCUGCUCCGAAUGCCAAGUGCAAGGACAAGUUCUUGGUUCAGGCCGUCACAGUCUCUUCUGGUUUUGAAGAUGCGAGCGUUACCCAGAUUUUCGACCAAACUGCCAAGGCUGAUGUUGUUGAGCGCAAGAUCCGAGUUGUCUACCUAGCAUCAGAUGACUCCUCAGACCAGGCCAAUGAUUCCGUCCUUAACGAAGAGCCCCCAGCAUACACCUCUCCCAGUGGCGCCAACUUCCAGACCCCUGCCCCCAAGAAGCUCGAUUCUGACCCAGCCUCCCCGAUCCCCGGCCCCGAUUUCUCCGAGAAGAUCAAGACCGAGUCUCCUCAGCGCGAGGCCCCAUCCGUUCUCUCAAGCGCGAAGUCUGCCGUGGCCAAUGCCCUGCCCUCAAGCGAAGACUUGAAGUCCCAGUUGGCCGAAGCCAACGCUCAGAUUCAACGCCUGAAGGACCGACUUGCAGACCAAGGCCUGCGGCAGCGCAAGACCGGUGCCGAGGCUGGCUCCGCCGCACCCACCACCAUGCAGCAGUCACAUGCGCAGACACAAGGUGGAGUUUCGAUCCAAUUUGUCUCGAUGCUCUGUCUGCUGAGCUUCUUGAUCGGUUACUUCUUUUUCUAA
Molecule: messenger RNA, 834 nt
Organism: Penicillium soppii
Lineage: Eukaryota; Fungi; Ascomycota; Eurotiomycetes; Eurotiales; Aspergillaceae
Exons: 7
Coding region: 1-834 (277 amino acids)
Biological process (GO): endoplasmic reticulum membrane organization
Cellular component (GO): plasma membrane; endoplasmic reticulum membrane
Molecular function (GO): FFAT motif binding
Source: RefSeq, a predicted model, not a curated record